Molecule: messenger RNA, 876 nt
Organism: Adineta ricciae
Lineage: Eukaryota; Metazoa; Rotifera; Eurotatoria; Adinetida; Adinetidae
Source: the annotation of a GenBank genome assembly
AUGGCCCCUCUGCCAGCACUUUCACCGGACUAUAUAGCUGGAUUAGCAAUUGUUUGUUUACUUACACUUGCAAUCAUCUCUGUAGCAUUCAUAUGUUGUAUAUCAAAACGUAGAGAAGAUCCUGAAACGACUGGUUUGUUGCCACCAACAUCUCCAAGAUACAUACCCGAAAGACCGGUGUAUGAUCUUGUACGUCGGACAUGUCAAGUGUGCUUUGAUGAAAAGUUCUCACAUGCAUUUAGUCCUCCAUUAACUGCUGCUUGUCGACAUAUUCAUCAAACAAUUUGUAACACAUGCGUUGUCAAUCAUGUUGAAAAAGCGCUUGAAGAGACAUGUCGAGAUGAUGUUCGUUGCCCUGAACUUGACUGUGGCGCUUUAUUUGACUACGAUGCAGUGCAAAAUAUUCUCAAUCGCAGUGUUAAUAAGAGACUUUUUGAUCGAUAUGAUCGAUUCAUUACUUAUCGACGCAUAGAACAAAUGGAUGAGUUCGUCUGGUGUUCAAAUCCUGAUUGUGGGAUGGGACAACUCAACGAUGGUGGACAAGCGAACAAUAUUGUUACCUGCUUUAACUGUCAUCACAGAACAUGUUUUAUCCACAGAGUUCCAUGGCAUGAAGGACUAACAUGUGCAGAAUACGAUCAGACGAGGAAUGCUGAUGAUGAAGCCAGCCAACUGUGGAUAAUCCAGAACUCGAAAAAAUGUCCCAACUGUCCAUAUCGAAUCGAAAAGAAUGAUGGUUGUGACCAUAUGAAAUGUGUGAAAUGUUCGUAUGAGUUUUGUUGGUCCUGUCUAGCUGAUUAUGAACGGAUACGAAAAGAUGGCAAUCACAGACAUCAUCCGAACUGCAAACAUUAUGCACCAUACGAUGAAACGUAG